AUGAAUAGAAAUGAACCUGCUUUUAAAAAUUAUAUAGAGUUUAUCAUAAAAAAUAAGCACAGCAGAGAUCUUAAAAUUUAUGGAGAAUCUCUCGCUCACAAAAAUCCCAAACUUGAUUCACGUAAAACUUUCACAAAACUGAAUCCAGAAUUUGACUCGAACAUUUCAAAUAAACUAAUAGGCUCAAACACAGAAAGUUUGACCAAAUUUAACAAGAAAUUACUCCCAAAUGGAAAUUUGACAGGAAAAAGCGAAUUUUCUAGCAAAAGUUAUGAUGGAAAAUUAAAAAGUACCGACCAGAAUUCCAGUUCUAUACUCUGGAUGUAUAGGAGCGAAAGAGGUUGGACACCUUUCUCUGGUAGUAACAACAUCUAUAUAGAAUCAAUGUACAAAAGUAAGAUAAAAACAAUUGUUAUCUACCCUUAUCAAAUUGAUUUCGCUAAUUUUAUUCAAACCAACCUACUAACAGGCACUGAAAGACGCAUUAUGAGGACUAACAAAAACAGUUUCUCCCUUAAUAAAAAUUGGGGAGGCCGGGAUUUAGUAAUGAUUGAUCCUCUUCUGAAUCUCCUAUCAUUUAAUACAUCUGAGAUUCUCAGAAAUAUUUUUAAUUUCCUCAACUUUGAUAAUAAUGAACCCAAACAUACUAACUUGAAAAAAACAAACCGCAAAGUUCCCGCCAAAAACAUUGUUGGCGGGCAUUUGGAUGUUAAACAAUUUAUUAUUCCCAGACUACCUAUAGAGAACUGUAAGGAAAAUAUAUUAUCAGAUUCUACAAAAAAAACAGUUCCUCCUGCAAAUUUAUCAUUAUCUCCACCGGGAGGAUAUAUGACCAGAUCUUCGACAAAUUAUGGAUUAAAUGUGAAAAAUAAGGGUAAGUGUAGGAUUAAUACUUACAGUAGAGUAGUGCAAAGUGAUGCUGUGAGUGCAAGUAUUGAUGCCAAUAACAAUGAUGAGAAAUAUGAGGGAAAUGGGCAUUCUGAUAACUCCAUAAACUUUAAUGGUCAGGAUUUAGAAGGAAAAGAUGAGAAACUUUCAUGUUUUUGUCCUGAAAUUAAACUCAAUGACGAAAUCAAAAAACCCAAAAUUUAUUUUCAUGAUAUUAUUGGUAGCAAUAUUUCUGUUAAUGGCGCCAAAGGAAGUUUUGAUUCUUCAUCAUCUUCUAGUACUGUAUCUAAUAAUGCAGUGGGUAUUUUGGGUGAGACAAAUAAAGAUGAUGGCGAGAAGGCAACUUUAAAGUCAUCAAAUGGAUCUAAAGGUCUGUUUUUCUUUACUCCUCAUAAAUACAGAAAGAGCGUGGGGAUUAUAGUACCCAAGAUUUUGUCGUGUAGACUUAAUAACAAGAAGACAACGAAAAGUUCAGAGAAAGAAGUUAACAAGUAUGUAAGGUUUAACUGUGGAUUAAUACCUUCAGACCAAUCAAAACACUCUUUAGGAGGAUAUAUAAGCACUCCUAGAAGAACCAAUUCGAGUUCUUCUAAGGAAAUUAGAUCAAAUAAGAAGAUUCACUCCAAAGAUUUGGAGAAAAAUAUUAACAAAAUCCCGAAAACCUCCAUAAUAGACGAUUCUCAUAACUUAUCACCACCUGACAAUAGUGUCACUAACCCCAUUCAAACUGAUGAUCUUAAGGCAUUUUCUGUCAAAUCUGCCUUUAUUAUUUUAAAUGAAGAUGCAAUUCCUUUUGAUAUUUCAGACAAUAGUAAGCCAGUUUCAAUAUUUGAUGGAGGUAGGGAAAUUGGAGUAGUUGGAGACGAAGGAACAGGUUACCUAAAUACACUGAACAGCUGGAGCAGAAUUGGAAGAAUGCAAAGCGAGUUUUUUGAAACAAUGUCAGAAGGAGAAUUUAUUAGUCGAAAAACAUCUAUGGAUAUUAAUGAUUUUGGGAGUGAUGAAGCUGCUUCAGAUUCUGAUGCUCGAUUUUUACUUGACGAGGACUCUAGAAAGCUAAUUAGUUUAGGAAACUUUGACAAUAGCACAGGAAGUCCUCGUAAGAUUAAUUGGUGGUUUAACCAUAGUGUCCGACAUAUUACCGUUAAGCUUAACUGUGAGAACAGCAACUUUAAUAAAAAAACAGCUUCUCUGGAAAUCAUCCCUCUUUUAAAACCUCUUCUAACAGGUUACAUGGAUGAACAAACAACAAUGAUGAGUAAAAUAGCUACUGAUGUUCAAAUUUCCGGAAUCUCAUCUCAUGUUUUACUAGGAUUAAAAAGCCUAGAAAUUAUUAGCUUGAGACCUAACAAAUCAGAAUUUCCUAAAAUUUCUGAGUUUUGCUUUACUGAACUCAAUAAUAUCAUCCCAAUUUCUCUUGAAGAGCUUUAUAUUGUUCAAUCAAUUAUUCCAAUUUCAAUAUUUUCUUUAUUAUUAACACGUUUUCCGGUACCCGCUGCGUCAACUUUUUCAUUUUCACUAAUUUGUAAUGAUGACGAGUUACCGAAUACAGGACUUCAGACCAUCCAAGUUAUCAAUUUACACUUAUCUCAGAACCCGUGUAGCUAUAUUAAAAGACGUAACAGAUAUGGAAUGCUUAAAGGAAAAAAACACUUAACGUAUUCAGGAGACUCUGCAUGUAGUCAUGUCCAUUUGGAUAUAUUUAGAAAGUAUAAUCACGUGAAAAUUUGUCCGUGGCUUGCUAUUUCAAAUUUUGUUGAUGAAUUUGUAUUAAGAGCUCCGAUACUUGUCAAAUGUAUAAUAGACCCACACAAUAUUAUGGUAGUUCCUUCAAUUAAUACUAAAAAUAUCUGUGAUGAUUCUCGUUCUUUAUAUGAAAAUAGAGAUCCACAAGGCAACUAUGGUACUAAUAAUAUUAGAGAGCUUUCUAGGGGUGCAGAAUUUGUGAUCAUGACAGCCAAUUUAAUUUUACCUCUAUUAAUCAUUCAAUCACAUUCUAUUCAGAAUAUUAUUAUAGGAGGAGAAGUUGAAGAUGACCAACUUGAUCCGUUAUUUUCCAAAACAGUUAAAAAGCUUAGAGUGGAUUCUAUUGUUUUUUCUUGUAAGUACCUCCCUUUUAAGUUUUUCAAAGUCCGAAACCUAGAUUUGUUUCUUGAUUUUAAUAUAGACAAAACAGAAUUGGGAAUUUUUAUUAGGAAUAGUAACUCCAAAGAUGGAACCAAGUCUUUGUAUUGUGAACAAUUACCAGGAGAACAAGAUCAGACUCAAAAUCAAGACUGUGAUAACUACUGUUUUCAGCAGCUCUACAACUCUAUUGAUUUUUGGAUUGACGAAUUCUCUGCUUGGCUAGACAAAUAUGUGUGUUGUGAUUCUAUUGAAAUUCUCCGUAUUAAUUUAUAUGUUACAUCUAGGUACCUUGAACUGAAGGUUAAUAACAAUAAUGUUAACAACAAUAAUAGCAAUAAUUCUACUUAUAAAGAUAAUAAUGUUUAUUAUGGUAUUUAUGAUGACCAUCUAAAUAAUCAAAAGUGCAAACAUCGUUCUCAUCAUGAACAAACUAAUCCUGAAACUGUGUGUCUAAGUAACGAGAAUUUUACUAGUUUUGUAAGAGAAGGAGAAGUUGGUGUUAUUGAUCAUGUUACUGUGGAUCCAAGAAACAUCUUUGACUUUGACCCAUUUUACCAAAAGUUCUUGGCUAAAACUAAGGUCAACCAUAACUCCUUGAAUGAUGUUAAAAUAAAAAUUUGUAUUUCUAGUCACCUACAAAACUUUAUCUUCGAUGCAAUAAAUCUUGACUGA
Molecule: messenger RNA, 3687 nt
Organism: Cryptosporidium ubiquitum
Lineage: Eukaryota; Apicomplexa; Conoidasida; Eucoccidiorida; Cryptosporidiidae
Product: WWE domain-containing protein
Exons: 1
Coding region: 1-3687 (1228 amino acids)
Molecular function (GO): zinc ion binding
Source: RefSeq, a predicted model, not a curated record